AUAUACAUAAUAUUAUCAGUCUUGACAUAGCACAAAACAAGAGUAAAGAGAAGAAAAUAGAAAAUGGAAGUCUCAACUUUGAAGCCAAUAAUCAAAGUAGCAGCAUUGUGUGGUUCUCUUCGUAAAGGCUCCUAUAACUAUGGACUUAUUAGUUCUGCGAUUGAAAUGAGCAAGGAGUCAAUAUUCAAAGGGUUAUUAGAGAUAGAGUACAUAGACAUCUCGCCAUUGCCAAUGCUCAAUACUGAUCUCGAGGUCAAUGGGACUUUUCCGCCCGCCGUCCAAGCUUUCCGCCGGAAAAUUCUUGAAGCUGAUAGUUACAUCUUUGCCUCGCCGGAGUACAACUUCUCCGUCACCGCACCUCUGAAGAAUGCAAUGGAUUGGGCAUCUAGGCCACCAAAUGUAUGGGGUGACAAAGCUGCAGCCAUUGUGAGCGCCGGAGGCCAAUGGGGGGGCGGCCGAUCGCAUUAUCAUCUUCGCCAAAUUGGAGUUUUCCUUGAUAUUCACUUCAUCAACAAACCUGAGUUUUACUUGGAUGCAUUAACACCUCCUCAGCCAUUUGAUAGUGAUGGAAAUUUGAUUGAUGAACCCUCCAAAGAGAGGUUGAAGCAAGUUCUUCUUUCUCUUCAAUCAUUUACUUUGCGUCUCAAAGCAAAAUGAAUAUGAAGCCUUAUUAAUAAUUAAUUGCUGUGAAAUUAUGAAACUAGUUUGUCACUUUUAAGUUACUAUUUGAUUUCACAACAUUUUCUCUUAUAUUUGUACUAUUUUGAUAUAUAUGCUAUUAAUAUGAAAAUACUCUGUUUAUUAUUUUCAA
Molecule: messenger RNA, 811 nt
Organism: Cannabis sativa
Lineage: Eukaryota; Viridiplantae; Streptophyta; Magnoliopsida; Rosales; Cannabaceae
Product: NADPH:quinone oxidoreductase
Exons: 3
Coding region: 64-657 (197 amino acids)
Cellular component (GO): cytosol
Molecular function (GO): FMN binding; oxidoreductase activity
Source: RefSeq, a predicted model, not a curated record